This is a messenger RNA of Paecilomyces variotii, 2079 nucleotides long. RefSeq lists its product as hypothetical. The record is from RefSeq and is a predicted model, not a curated record. The transcript has a single exon. NCBI's taxonomy places the organism in Eukaryota, Fungi, Ascomycota, Eurotiomycetes, Eurotiales, Thermoascaceae. Bases 1 to 2079 code for a protein of 692 amino acids.
AUGGGCGAUUCCUCAGCGCCCUCUGCCUCGCCUCCGCGACGAUUCCUCCCGCAGCCCGUGGAGACGUCAUCCACAUCUUCCCGAUCUCCGGCCGUCCACCGUCCCGCCGAGCACGACAACCGACCUGCUGCUGGGACUACUUCUGGGACGACUACUUCAUCCUCGUCCUCCCAGCAGCAUGUCAGACGCUUCCUCCCUCAGCCGGUAGAGACUACCUCCCGCAGCUCCAAGGCUUCGUCCCCCGCGGACCCGUCCAACAACCAGGGCGCAUCAUCAGCUCAGCUACAAGCCCCCGCUCCUCGCCGUCGAUUCCUACCACAACCCAUUGAGACCGAGACCCGAUCCUCCAAGCAGCCCAGGGAUCAGUCUGGCGCUCGAUCCCGGGGGUCCUCGGGAGCCUCUACCAGCAGCAACCGUCCGGUUCGCAGGUUCGCCCCGGAGCCCAUCGAGACCGUCAGGGCGACCAACCGAAAGAGUGCUCCUGGCCGGUCCAACACUCUGCGAUUGACAUCAGAUACUCGAGGGUCGACGUCGUCGGGCUCAAUCUCCCCUCUGCGGAAGUUCACCCCGCAGCUGAUUGAGACUGGCAAGCGCUCUGUCCGCAGGAGUGACACUAUCGCACUCGAACGACGCCCGUCGGACAAUAUCUUUGAAAGGCCUGACCCGUCCGAGUCUCGUUUCUCCUACGCCAGCCUGCUGCGUCGCCAGGAAGGUGGUGGCCGAAGACACUCAUUCCGCGUGCCAGACCUCCCUGCCAUUCCGUCCAACAGCGGAGAGAGCUCCGAUAGUGAUACGCCUUCAUUGUCAACCUCCCCGACUACCUCGACCGAGGAGAGUCGGCGCCCCUCGAGGCUUUCGGACGAGCGUCGCGAAAGCUGUGACGAGCGUGUGUCCGGCUACCUGCUGUCGCUGGCCGCCCGCUCCGCCGAGAAGCAAUUGCAGGAGACGGCGUUGGCGGCCUUCCCCAAUGAGCAGGUCUACCACCCCGUGUCCCACUUUGCCAUCGAUCGGGAAGAGGAUGAGUCGACCGUGAGCGAGGAGGAAGUCGUCGAUGUGGUCUUGCGCGAUAUGAAGAGUGAUCUAAGCGCUUUCCGGCGCGAGUCCACGACCGAUCUGCCCUUCGAGAUCGAGGAGUUGCGCCGGUUCAAGGAAGAGGCCCAGAAGAAGGACAAUAAGAAGGAUUACCACCACCAAUAUCAUCGCCCCAAGGAGACCAAUGCGGUAGAGUCGAAGUUCUCCGCCGCCGCCAUUGCCGCGCGCCGCGCUCAACCUGCCGUGUCUCCCAAUUUCCUGCGAGAAUGGCAGAAGGAGAAGGAUGCGCAGACCAAACGGGUCAGCCCGCCGAUGCUGGGCGCCGACUUGGUCUUCCCCCAGAGUCUCUCGCCCCAGUCGACUCGCUGCGAUGUCGACCACCCGCCGGUGGACCGCCACACGAGAGCUACCCAAGGAUGUACCAAGUGCGGCGGUCUCUGGUGUACCAGCUCUCAUACCGAUGACAGUCGCGGGAGUGGACUGUGGAUGGGCACCUGCUCGAAACGCAAGGUGUCUGGCAUGGAAUCGUCUUCGCCAAACAUACCGGGCAUCCAGACCCCAGCCGUUGGCCCGGAUGGCAAACGCUACUUGAGUGUGAAUAUGGGGCUUGCGUCCAGUCUACCCAGUCAUCUCCCGACGACGCCAAAGGUGGUGGAUCCCAAUCUUGCUGAUAUGCAGAGGAGGCUGAGCGUCGAGGAAGAGAUCGAGCGGGAAUUCCACGAUGGGUUCGUGACACAAGUCUACAACUAUUUGUCGCUGGGAUAUCCGUGCACGGCGCGAUACUUUGAUGGAGAACUCAGCAAGAUCUCCGGUAUCCCCGUGCAGGAUCUACGACAGGACGACCAGCACACGGAUGCCAAGGGAUACGUCGGCGCCCCUGAGGGAAACUGCCCUGACGCUGACGGGGUGACGGGUGGAAAAUGCAUGAGAUGGACGGCAUUACGCUUAUAUAUCCGCGAGUGGGCUCGACAGCAGCCCAGGAUGUCUGGCAACGAUCACCUUGAAGCUUGGGGGGUUCGGGAAAGACGAGGAAGCUGGGCUGUUUAG